UGCUUUUUGGCACAACUGAACCCUUAAAACUUGCUUUCAUAUUAAGAAUGCUUUAAUUGGGGUGCCUUCUGUGGGCUGAGCCUUGCGCUAAACUGAAUUUUCCUGGCUAUUAAGUAUUUAACAUACUGUCUCCAUUUUUACUAAAGUGGUGAUGUCCUCUUUUUUCAUGUGGUCUUUUAUACAUUAUAUAUACCAAUCUUAUAAACAUUUUUGAUACUUUAGUGUUCAUGUGGCCACAGAUUAGUAGGUUUGUGUCCUUUAAAGGAUCAUUGUUAAUAAAGCUUGAUUUUGUGGGAAUUUAAAAAUGCCACGUAUUUCCAUAUCAUACUUUUCAGAUCGAGAUUUUGAAACCCAGCAGCUGUAGGUACUGGGGGUUGAAGUGAUGCAAGCAGUUAAUGCUGUAUUGUGCUGGAUGUUCAAAUAUUGCUCAGAGAUCAGAGUGGAGGGUUUUCUGUUUUUGUCUUUAGUUUUACUCAUAUAUCUCCUGAAGGAAACUGUGGUCUGUUGCUCCAAAAAUGUAUCCAAGCAGUGAGUGACUGCAUUCAGUGAAAUAUUUUUCUUAUAUUCUCUGUACCUAACUUAAUUGUGUAUUUUAGGACUAAAAACUAAAUUUUAGGACUAAAAUCAUCUGUGCUGUAUGUUAUUAAUCCUAAUAUAACUGUAUUUGUUAUAAGAGCACGACUUGAUCCCAGUAAAGUACAGUUCAAUGUCAAAAAUUCACGUGUAGGUCAGCAAAUGAUAAUCAGAUAUUAUCCCUCUUAGCAUUUCUGCAUAUUUACUAUUUUUGUAACUGACUAAUUUAGUUGACAUUUUAUUGUUAGAAGAGGAGCUAUAAAUAGUGCUUGUACAUAGCAGGGCCCAGUAAUGUUGUUUUUUUUUUUUUUUUUUAAUUAUUCCCAGUAUUUUUCUCUUCAUUGUGCCAUAUGAGAUGUAUUUCUUUUCAUUGUAUUUUCUUUGGUAGCUGUUGUUGUUUUUUAGAAGUAAACUAUUGUGUGCCUUUCUUGUCAUUUGUGAAGUCUAAGGUCUCUGUGUAACUAAUCAAAAUUUGCCAUUGAAUCCUGUUGAUUAUUUUGCCUGAGGUAUAUGUUUCCAUGGUGACAAAACAGUUUUCUAGAAAAACUGCAAAAAUGCACAAGUGAAGAGUAUGUCACUCUAGUUGGUGUUGCUUUGGUGCUGUACCUAACUGUGACACCCAGGUCUUGGACAAGAUAUCACCUACCUUUCCACAGAUACUGCAUUCCUUUGUGUGUUGCUGUCUCUUAAUUAAAUAAAAAAAAAAAAAAAAAAAUUACAUUAUACUGGCCUUUUCAACUCCAUAAUUGCAAUGCAUUUUGGCUGAAAUUACACUUUACUAGGUCUACUUAUUUAAUCAACAAAAUAUAUUCAACUCAAAACUUGUCAAAGCUGAAAUGUGGGUAACAGUUUUUUGUGCUUUGUGUGCUUUGCAUUUUUAUAGAAAUCUUCUAUCCCUACAAAGUAAUUUUGUAAUAAUUAAAACUGCAUGAGUAUUUGUCUACCUAUCCAUCUGUCUGUAUGUCUAAACCAUAAAUGAUCUUGAACACUAAGGAACAACCUUUGACUUUUUGAGAUCAGAUGUGUCAAGCAUGUUGUGGCACCGAUACAGACAGUCUUUUGCCUGGAGCUCCAGUACUUACUUUCCUUUCAGGAGUGCCAUUGCAUCUGCAGGCAAAUCAGGAUCCUGAGACCUCCUGUGCAUUGGAGACAUGCAAGUUAGUGUUUGUUAACAGAAGUUUGGCAAUGGAGAAGAUCAAAUGCUUCGGCUUUGAUAUGGAUUAUACUCUGGCAGUGUACAAGUCACCAGAGUACGAGUCCCUGGGUUUCGACCUAACUGUGGAGCGGCUGGUCUCCAUCGGGUACCCCCAGGAACUCCUCAACUUUGUCUAUGACCCGGCCUUCCCCACCAGGGGCCUUGUGUUUGAUACGAUGUAUGGCAACUUGUUGAAGGUGGACGCUUAUGGGAACAUCCUGGUCUGUGUCCAUGGCUUUAACUUCUUGCGUGGUCCUGACAUCCGGGAGCUGUACCCAAACAAGUUCAUCCAACGAGAUGACACAGAGCGUUUCUACAUCCUCAACACUCUUUUUAAUCUUCCAGAGACUUACCUUUUCGCAUGCCUGGUAGACUUUUUUUCCAACUGCGACAGAUACACAAGCUGCGAGAAGGGUUUUAAGGAUGGGGACCUCUUCAUGUCCUAUAAAAGCAUGUUCCAAGAUGUCCGCGAUGCCGUAGACUGGGUCCACUUCAAGGGGACUUUGAAGGAGAAAACUGUAGAAAACCUGGAGAAGUAUGUGGUGAAAGAUGGAAAACUGCCCCUUCUCCUGAGCCGAAUGAGUGAGGUUGGCAAGGUGUUCCUGGCUACCAACAGCGACUAUAAAUACACUGAUAAAAUCAUGACAUACCUGUUUGAUUGUCAGAAUGGCCCAAAGGGGUGCGCGUCCCAUCGCCCGUGGCAGUCUUACUUUGACCUCAUUCUGGUGGAUGCGCGCAAGCCCCUCUUCUUUGGAGAGGGGACCGUGCUCAGGCAGGUGGACACUACUACAGGAAGGUUGAAGAUUGGGACGUACACUGGACCACUGCAGCAUGGAAUUGUGUACUCCGGAGGCUCUUCUGACAUUGUGUGUGACUUGCUGGGUGCCAAAGGCAAGGACAUUUUGUACAUCGGAGACCACAUUUUUGGGGACAUCCUGAAGUCCAAAAAGCGCCAGGGCUGGAGGACCUUCCUGGUUAUUCCCGAGCUGGCACAGGAGCUGCAUGUGUGGACUGACAAGAGCUCGAUUUUUGAAGAACUGCAGAGUUUGGACAUUUUCUUGGCAGAGCUCUAUAAGCAUCUGGACAGCAGCAGCAACGAGAGGCCUGACAUCAGUGCAAUUCAGAGACGCAUCAAGAAAGUGACACACGACAUGGAUAUGUGCUAUGGCAUGAUGGGAAGCCUGUUUCGCAGCGGAUCCAGGCAGACUCUGUUUGCCUCCCAGGUGAUGCGCUACGCUGACCUGUACGCCGCAUCCUUCAUCAACCUGCUCUACUACCCGUUCAGUUACCUGUUCAGAGCUGCACAUGUGCUGAUGCCCCACGAGUCCACGGUGGAACAUGCCCACGUGGAUGUCAAUGACACCGAGUCGCCCAUGGCCACCCGCAAUCGCCACUCCGUGGAUUUCAAGGACUCAGACUGCAAGAGGAGCCAGCUGACCCGCUCCAUCAGCGAGAUCAAGCCCCCCAACCUGUUCCCCCAGACGCCCCAGGAGAUCACACACUGCCACGAUGAGGAUGAUGAUGAGGAGGAGGAGGAGGAGGAGGAGGAGUAAAGUCAGCAGAAACCACCAGGGAUCCCGGGGGGUGACCCGGCCUCAGAUGCGCUCCUCACCGAAGCCCCGCGCCGGGGCACCGUACACAGGACCAUCUGCUUUCGGUCCAUGAUGUUUUUCCUCAGAGGGGCCCAGCAGGCCAGCGCCUUUUAUCGCCUCUCCACCCUCCAAGGGUCUCGCAUGAGCACAGAAACGCAUCUCUGCCCCCGCUGGUAUGCAGCAUGGUGAACAAUAACUGCCUGUGUCUUUUUUUUUUUUUUAAAAAAAAGCUCUUUUCAUUGUACCAUUUGUGAAAGUGUAACAAGUUGUUGUGAUGUACUGCUAGCGGUGCACGUGCUGGAGCACUUGUGGAUGGAGGGCUGCAACCACUGGCCUUCCCUUACAAGUAGCGUUGUGCAAGUACUUUUGUUUUUGAAAGGGCCCCAGAGGGGAGCGACCUCUUAAGGUUCAGACGCUGCAGUGCGAUGUACGGUUUUUACCGUUACGACGCGUUCGUACACUGUACUGUGAAAAUCGGAGGGUGCGUUUGUGUCCGACGGCUGUGAACAGAAAGUCGAUGUCAGCGCGGUACCGGCCAGGGAAACUAACGUGGCUCUUUUAGGUAGUUUGCAGCCUCUGCUUCGCAGCUGGUGGAGGACGGAAACGGAGUGCAAACACAUUAGCGUACCGACGAGUGACGUUGAGCGAACAAGCGGAAGCUUUACGGGACUCUGCUGACACUUUGAACCAACGGCAACAGCAGGUUAUACAGAAACGUGGUGAAUUCGUGGAACAAGCAGAACUGUUAAAGCCUGACAUGCCUCACAGCAGUAGCUGAAGCAUACUAUUACCUUUGCAUAUUAACCUUUUUCAGAAGAUAUUUUAGCAGCGAUUUCCCCCCAUGCAUUUUUUUUUCUGCUUUCCUUUUUUUUAACUCAUUGCUUUGAAAAAUGUUUCAAAAACGGUUCUUGUAACGCAGUUUAAUAUAAUGUGAACGGUUAAGGAAGAGUAAAAUGGUAAAAAAAUUUUUUUUUUUUUUUUUAAAAACCCCAUAUCAUUGCUCUAGAGUGCCAAAACUUUAAUGAAACUGUCAUGGAAUAUUUUUAUUAUGUGUGUGUGUGUGUGUUUUUAAUAAAAAUGUGUAUUUAGUUUCC
Scleropages formosus (Asian bonytongue) is the source of this 4454-nucleotide messenger RNA. It is a transcript of the gene nt5c2b, whose product is annotated as 5'-nucleotidase, cytosolic IIb. The transcript has 18 exons. Gene Ontology annotation, molecular function: 5'-nucleotidase activity. NCBI's taxonomy places the organism in Eukaryota, Metazoa, Chordata, Actinopteri, Osteoglossiformes, Osteoglossidae. The record is from RefSeq and is a predicted model, not a curated record. Bases 1594 to 3321 code for a protein of 575 amino acids.